GGAGCCGAGCGCGCCGCGUCGCCCGCCGCCGGUGCAGAGCGUGGGGAGCACUCGGCCGCAGCCCUCGCCCGCCGCAGAGGGUCGCGUCCCGCGCCGCCGGCCAGGCCGCCCCGUGCCCGGGCCUUUCCGUCCUUGGAGCGGAUCGUUGCCCGCCUGACGCCCGCCCGCAGCGACAGCGCCCGCCGGAGCCGAGGCCGCGGCGGCGGCCGUGCCCAUGCCCGGGUGUCCACGCUUAGCAGCUUUCUCACCACCGCCAAACCUUGCCUGGGCACCGGGACCGUGGGUGGCCGCCUGUCCCUAGCUGUGGCUGAGCCAAGAUCACACUUGUGAGAAGGCCUGACAGGCAGCAUGGGCGACAUGGCCAAUAGUUCCAUCGAGUUCCACCCCAAGCCCCAGCAGCAGCGGGAUGCCCCCCACGCUGGAGGCUUUGGGUGCACGCUGGCGGAGCUGCGCGCCCUCAUGGAGCUGCGAGGGGCCGAGGCUCUGCAGAAGAUCGAGGAGGCCUACGGGGAUGUCAGCGGGCUCUGCCGGAGGCUGAAGACCUCACCCACAGAGGGCCUGGCGGACAACACCAAUGACCUGGAGAAGCGCAGGCAGAUCUACGGGCAGAACUUCAUCCCCCCAAAGCAACCCAAGACCUUCCUGCAGCUGGUGUGGGAGGCCCUGCAGGACGUGACCCUCAUCAUCCUGGAGGUGGCUGCCAUCGUCUCUCUGGGCCUCUCGUUCUAUGCACCGCCGGGAGAGGAGAGUGAAGCCUGUGGGAAUGUGUCGGGAGGCGCAGAAGAUGAGGGCGAGGCCGAGGCUGGCUGGAUCGAGGGGGCUGCCAUCCUGCUGUCUGUCAUCUGUGUGGUGCUGGUCACGGCCUUCAAUGACUGGAGCAAGGAGAAGCAGUUCCGAGGCCUGCAGAGCCGAAUUGAGCAGGAGCAGAAGUUCACGGUCAUCCGGAACGGGCAGCUCCUCCAGGUCCCCGUGGCUGCGCUGGUGGUGGGGGACAUUGCCCAGGUCAAGUACGGCGACCUGCUGCCAGCCGACGGCGUGCUCAUCCAGGCCAAUGACCUCAAGAUCGACGAGAGCUCCCUGACAGGCGAGUCUGACCACGUGCGCAAGUCAGCCGACAAAGAUCCCAUGCUGCUCUCAGGCACUCACGUCAUGGAAGGCUCUGGAAGAAUGGUGGUGACCGCCGUUGGCGUGAAUUCCCAGACAGGCAUCAUCUUCACGCUGCUUGGAGCUGGCGGAGAGGAGGAAGAGAAGAAAGAUAAGAAAGGCAAGCAGCAGGAUGGGGCCAUGGAGAGUAGCCAGACCAAAGCUAAGAAGCAGGAUGGUGCAGUGGCCAUGGAGAUGCAGCCCCUGAAGAGCGCGGAGGGUGGGGAGAUGGAGGAGCGGGAGAAGAAGAAAGCCAACGCACCCAAGAAGGAGAAGUCUGUCCUUCAGGGGAAGCUCACAAAGCUAGCCGUGCAGAUCGGGAAAGCAGGGCUGGUGAUGUCUGCCAUCACCGUCAUCAUCCUGGUCCUCUACUUUGUGAUCGAGACGUUUGUCGUGGAAGGCCGGACAUGGCUGGCAGAGUGCACGCCGGUCUAUGUGCAAUACUUCGUGAAGUUCUUCAUCAUUGGUGUCACUGUGUUGGUCGUGGCUGUCCCAGAGGGCCUGCCUCUUGCUGUCACCAUCUCCUUAGCUUACUCUGUCAAGAAAAUGAUGAAAGACAACAACCUGGUGCGCCACCUGGAUGCCUGCGAGACCAUGGGCAACGCCACAGCCAUCUGCUCCGACAAGACGGGCACGCUCACCACCAACCGUAUGACCGUGGUCCAGUCCUACCUAGGGGACACCCACUACAAAGAGAUUCCAGCCCCCAGCGCCCUGACCCCUAAGAUCCUCGACCUCCUGGUCCAUGCCAUCUCCAUCAACAGUGCCUAUACCACCAAAAUACUACCUCCUGAGAAGGAAGGCGCCCUCCCACGCCAGGUGGGCAAUAAGACGGAGUGCGCCCUGCUGGGCUUCGUCUUGGACCUGAAGCGGGACUUCCAGCCCGUGCGCGAGCAGAUCCCGGAAGACAAGCUUUACAAAGUGUACACCUUCAACUCGGUCCGCAAGUCCAUGAGCACAGUCAUCCGCAUGCCCGACGGUGGCUUCCGCCUCUUCAGCAAGGGGGCCUCAGAGAUCCUGUUGAAAAAGUGCACCAACAUCUUAAACAGCAAUGGCCAACUCCGAGGCUUUCGGCCUCGGGACCGGGACGACAUGGUGAGGAAGAUCAUCGAGCCGAUGGCUUGCGAUGGCCUCCGCACCAUCUGCAUCGCCUACCGGGACUUCUCUGCAGGCCAGGAGCCCGACUGGGACAACGAGAAUGAGGUCGUGGGUGACCUCACCUGCAUAGCUGUCGUGGGCAUUGAGGACCCUGUGCGGCCCGAGGUCCCUGAAGCUAUCCGAAAAUGCCAGCGUGCUGGCAUCACGGUCCGCAUGGUGACUGGGGACAACAUCAACACAGCCCGGGCCAUCGCAGCCAAAUGUGGCAUCAUCCAGCCUGGGGAGGACUUCCUGUGCCUGGAAGGGAAGGAGUUCAACCGGCGGAUCCGCAAUGAGAAAGGCGAGAUAGAACAGGAGCGGCUGGACAAGGUGUGGCCCAAGCUGAGGGUGCUGGCCCGGUCGUCUCCCACCGACAAGCACACACUGGUCAAAGGGAUUAUCGACAGCACCACUGGCGAGCAGCGGCAGGUGGUGGCUGUGACAGGGGAUGGCACCAACGAUGGGCCGGCCCUCAAGAAGGCGGACGUGGGCUUCGCCAUGGGCAUCGCAGGGACUGAUGUGGCCAAGGAGGCCUCCGACAUCAUCCUGACCGAUGACAACUUCACCAGCAUUGUCAAGGCAGUCAUGUGGGGCCGUAACGUCUAUGACAGCAUCUCCAAGUUCCUGCAGUUUCAACUGACGGUCAAUGUGGUGGCCGUGAUUGUGGCCUUCACAGGCGCCUGCAUUACUCAGGACUCUCCUCUCAAAGCCGUGCAGAUGUUGUGGGUGAACUUGAUCAUGGACACGUUUGCCUCGCUGGCCCUGGCAACGGAGCCACCCACGGAGUCGCUGCUGCUGCGGAAGCCGUACGGCCGCGACAAGCCCCUCAUCUCCCGCACCAUGAUGAAGAACAUUCUGGGCCACGCCGUGUACCAGCUCGCCAUCAUCUUCACCCUGCUGUUUGUCGGGGAGCUCUUCUUCGACAUCGACAGCGGGAGGAACGCGCCGCUGCACUCGCCACCCUCAGAGCACUACACCAUCGUGUUCAACACCUUCGUCAUGAUGCAGCUCUUUAACGAGAUCAACGCCCGCAAGAUCCACGGCGAGAGGAAUGUGUUCGACGGCAUCUUCAGCAACCCCAUCUUCUGCACCAUCGUUUUGGGCACUUUCGGGAUUCAGAUUGUCAUCGUCCAGUUCGGCGGGAAGCCCUUCAGCUGCUCCCCACUAUCCACGGAACAGUGGCUCUGGUGCCUGUUUGUUGGCGUUGGGGAGCUGGUCUGGGGACAGGUCAUUGCCACCAUCCCCACCAGCCAGCUGAAGUGCCUGAAGGAAGCUGGGCACGGGCCCGGGAAGGACGAGAUGACCGACGAGGAGCUGGCCGACGGCGACGAAGAGAUCGACCACGCAGAGCGGGAGCUCCGCAGGGGCCAGAUCCUCUGGUUCCGGGGCCUGAACCGGAUUCAGACGCAGAUGGAGGUAGUGAGUACCUUCAAGAGAAGCGGUUCAGUUCAGGGUGCUGUGCGCCGGCGGUCUUCGGUCCUCAGCCAGCUUCAUGACGUAACCAAUCUUUCUACCCCUACUCACGCAAUUCUCUCUGCUGCCAAUCCCACCAGUGCUGCUGGGACCCUGCACUGCAAACUCCAGCACUUGAAGGCUAACCAGGGGCACGUCUCCCCAUGCACAUGGCGGGCACCUCCACUCCAGCUGGCCGGCAGUGGCAUCGCACAUGGUACUCCACACCUGCACCCCUUCCGCUUUGGCUCAGUGUGGCCAGGGAUGGGCCUUGUCAGUCUGCAGCGUCACCCGCCCUGUAUCCGGGUGGUGAAAGCGUUCCGUAGCUCGCUGUAUGAAGGCCUGGAGAAACCAGAAUCCAAGACCUCCAUUCACAACUUCAUGGCCACGCCCGAGUUUCUGAUCAAUGACUACACCCACAACAUCCCACUCAUCGACGACACGGACGUGGAUGAGAACGAGGAGCGCCUCCGGGCCCCCCCGCCCCCGUCCCCCAACCAGAACAACAACGCCAUAGACAGCGGCAUCUACCUGACCACGCAUGUCACCAAGUCAGCUACCUCUUCAGUGUUUUCCUCCAGUCCCGGGAGCCCGCUCCACAGCGUGGAGACGUCCCUCUAACAAGAACUUGUCUCAGCACACGCGCACACGCACACGCGGACUCCCACGAAGUCACACGCGCACACGCACACUCGGACUCACAGGAAGUCACACGCACACAUGCACGCACACACACAUAUGGGGACCUGCACACCUGCAAAACGAGGGAACAACUAAAGUGGCUGAAGACCUUUCUGGCAGGGCAUUUGCAAGGACCCAAAUCCAUUCAACAAGGGUGCAGCCUGUCACAGGGACUCCUCAUCCAGACCCAGGAAGACAAGGACAGGGAGGAGGAAAAGGAGGACAAGAAGGGGGAGAAGAAGGUUUUUCAUCCAAAGGAGGAAGGAGAAGAAGUAGAAAGUGCGAAGAGCUGAGUUCCCCACCUUUUUUUCUACUGAUGCUUCUUUUUUAACAAACUACAGUUUUACCGUGUGUUUGCCGUUUGGGCUGUGUGGUGGGCAGGGGGCUGGUUUGGGUUUAUGGGGAGCUUUUGUUGCACCCAUGCAGGGGCAAUCAGAUCAGCAUAUUCAUGCAAAAAAAAAAAAAAAAAAAAGUUGAGUGCUCUGCAGGGCUGUGAAGGGUGCCACCUGAGGGAGCCGCCUGCAAGCGGCCCUGCAGCCACAAAGCAAUCCGCCCCCUGCAAAAACUAGGCACAUCUGCAGUGUGCAUGUGUGUGCGUGCAUGCACAUAUAUGUAUGUGUGUGGAUCUGUACACACGCACAUAUAUAUGGCCAGAUGCAUAUUUCAAUAAGGAACUAUUUACCGGCAUGAUACUUGCAUUCCUCUUAUCAGGCAUUUUCAUUUGGAAAUUUCAUUAUUGAAUGUAGCAAGGUUUGUUUUUUUUUUUUGUUUUUUGUUUUUUGUUUUUUGUUUUUUUUUCAGGGAACUAGACUGCAAGAAUAUCUUUCUGGUCAAUCCAUUUUUGUCCCUCAUCACCCCGCCCCCACCCUUCGCUCCUACCCUCUGCCCGGCCCUAUCGAGAUUCCCAAGGAGAAGGCUGAGAGGGGAUGCUCCAGGUCUGGAGCAGGUAUAAUUGCAGCAUUUGCACUGAGACCCCUGCCAGAGAGGAGAAAACCCUUUCAAUGGAAAUUUUAAUCUAAAAGGAAAAAAACAAAAUAUUGAUGAGAAGAAGUCCUCCAGCUACUGAAAGGGGAGUUUCGUUUUCAGCUUUCUUUGGUUUCUACUCCAAUUCCACAUCCUUCAUCCUGACCACGCCCCCAACUUCAAGAGCACGAAGCACUCUUGGAGUUGUGGGUCCUGCCCAGACUCCAGAGAGCAGCCUCAGCUGAGCACAGGUCCGAGGGGGCGGGGGCGGGGCCAAGAGUUCAAAAGAAGCCAAUGGAGGGAGAGGGAGCAUCAGAAGCCCGGAGGAGCUGGCGGUGGGAGAAUGACGGCAGGGACGCAGCCACAGUUCAGACCCUGUCCCCUCAGCACCUGGAUGGACUCCCACUGUUUGCUUUGGCAAAUGCUGAGGAGUUCUCAGUAGACCACCUCGAUGUCUGCUGUGACACCAGAGGCGCCACCACCAAAGCCCUCUUCCCACCCUAGUCUUUGUGUCCAGAGGCCAAGCUUAAGCCAUGAAGGCAUGGAUUUGUGGCUCAGCACCAGGUCCUGAGGGGAGCCUAUCCUGGCAGUGUGGGCACCUGGUGGCCAAGCCUCAGUUUCCCCCAAAUAAGCAAAGGGGAUGAAGAGGGGCUCGACUUUUGCCACCCUCCUGAGGAAGCCCCUAGGUCCACACAGUGAUGCCAUGGGGGACCCUUGCCUUCCACACUUGCAGGUGUUAACGUUUUGCAGGGAGGUGUUUGGGCCUGGGGCUCAGCCGCUGGGAGACAGUUGGGACCUGAGGGACAGAGGAUCGGAAUGGAAGCCACCAACGUGCACUGGCACCCUCAGAAGGCUUGUCUCACCUCCACUGGCAUCCACACAAAACCAAACAGGAGCAGGCGUCAUCCCCACUAUUCCCAUGAAUGCCAUCUCACCCCUGAGCAGGAGCAGUCAAAUCUCGGGCAAAAGAAUUUCGGUUAGAAAAGAAAAUCCCACUUUAAAAUGCCAGCUGCAGAUAACUCAAAGCCAUCCCUUUUUUCUAAAGGGCACAUUGAGAAUGUCACCCAUUUGUAAACUGUUCCCUGAUGUCCUUGUUUAAACGAUAAUAAGAAAAAGGGCAACUCCAUUUGUUGAGGGUCUUUGUGUUCUUCAACGAGAAAUCAAAUUUGAGACGUUGAAAUUGGAGCUGCGUGCUGCUGCGCUCACCGGCUUCUUCUCACUCUCUGUCGUAGACACACCGAUAGGACCAAUGGCCAAUAGAUAUUAAAAGCAAACCCUCACUGCUGCUGUAUAAAGUUGCCUAAUGUAAACGUUGAUUGUUUAGUCCCUGGGUCACCUUUGUGCUGUGGUGUGGAGUUCAGAAACAGGGUACCAUGACCUGGAAUCUUUUGCUCUUGUUUUUGCAGUCUUCAGGCUGGGGGCCCUGUCUCAUUGGGAAGCCCCUCUUUAUAAAGCAUUAUAUUACCUGGAAUGGCUUGGUCAACUGUGUUCAGUUCAUAAAUGUUUUACAUUUUUAUCUGCCUGUUAUAAAGAUGAACAAAAAAACUUGAGAAAGAUCACAGAUACAUAAUGAAGUCUGUAGUUUAAUUUCCUAACUUAAAGAAUAGACCAAAAUUUCUGUGUAUAAAAAAAAAUGAAAGGCUCCUUACACCUUG
Molecule: messenger RNA, 7031 nt
Organism: Symphalangus syndactylus (siamang)
Lineage: Eukaryota; Metazoa; Chordata; Mammalia; Primates; Hylobatidae
Gene: ATP2B3
Product: ATPase plasma membrane Ca2+ transporting 3
Biological process (GO): regulation of cytosolic calcium ion concentration; calcium ion transmembrane transport
Cellular component (GO): intracellular membrane-bounded organelle; plasma membrane
Molecular function (GO): P-type calcium transporter activity; ATP hydrolysis activity; PDZ domain binding
Source: RefSeq, a predicted model, not a curated record